Molecule: messenger RNA, 1837 nt
Organism: Tuber aestivum (summer truffle)
Lineage: Eukaryota; Fungi; Ascomycota; Pezizomycetes; Pezizales; Tuberaceae
Source: the annotation of a GenBank genome assembly
GCAGACAUUCAAAAACCAUCCCCUAAUAAUUACGAGACGGCUACCAAAAAAAACCCCAAAAUGGCGACCCUUCAGAUAGGCAAGUCCUCACAGAACUCUGGCACGAACAUGGGUCCUGUAGGGGAAAGUUAUGACGCCGAAUAUGAACGGGAGCUGGUCAGGAAACUUGAUAAACAUAUUGUUCCUAUGAUCAUGCUUUUAUAUCUCUUUUCCUUCCUUGACAGGUAAUCGUCUAUCCCUGAUUAAGUAAAAGUAAUAGGCUGUAGGCUAAUAACAAUAUUCGGUGAAGAGUCAACAUCGGCAACGCAAGGCUCUAUGGUUUAGAGAAGGAGCUGGGCCUCGUGGGAAAUCAAUUCCAGGUUUCAGUCUCGAUUCUCUUCGUCACAUACUUGCUCUUUGAGAUACCCAGCAACCUUGUCUUGAAGAAGUUCACUCCCCGGAGAUAUAGUAUGGAAAGCUCUCUUUAUACGACCUGUCCGGAUAAAGCUAAUUAUUUCUGGCAGUCGCUGCAAUUGCAGUUGCCUGGGGUCUAAUCGCUACGCUCACCGGCCUCGUAAAUUCCUAUAGGUCUCUCAUUGCCUGCCGCCUGCUUCUUGGCGCAGUUGAGGCCGGUCUUUUCCCCGGCCUCACAGUUUAUCUUACCUUCUUUUACACCCGCAAGGAGCUCGCGUUGCGCAUUGGAUACCUCUUUGUUUCUGCUGCGCUUGCAGGCGCCUGUGGUGGCCUUCUUGCAUACGCUAUUGGCUUUAUGGAAGGCAUCGGGGGUAUGAAAGGUUGGCGGUGGAUUCUUAUCAUCGAGGGCAUCCCAACGGUACUUUUAGGGCUUGUGACAUACUGGUCACUAGCCGAUAACCCGGAGACUGCAAGUUACUUGAGUGAAGAAGAGAAGCGCUUUAUGGUCAUAAGGAGGAGCCGGGAUGCAUCGCAAACCGCAAGUGCCCAGGAGCUUCAUUGGAGAGAUGUCAGGUCUUGUUUUACAGAUUGGAAGAGCUGGGCUUUGUGAGCCUUACCUUUCCCAGCUGGAUGCAAGCAAACGGCUAACCAAGAGCAAGCGCUUCUGCCCAAUUCGGCAUUGAUACUAUGCUCUAUGGUAAAGAUUCUUCUAAGAUCAACCGGUCCACAAUAGUCUAACCCGGAAAGGGUUCAGUACCUUCCUCCCCACCAUCAUUAAAGCUAUCGGCAACUGGAGCAAUCCUCAAGUUCAGGCCCUCACUAUCCCUUGCUACUCCCUCGGUGCGAUAAGCUACCUCAUAGUUGCCUAUAUCUCGGAUAAGCAGCAAAGGCGCGCCCUCUACAGUCUGGUUUUCGCAGGGAUCUCUAUUAUAGGCUACGGAAUCCUCCUAGCACCUGUCCCCAGUGGGGUUCAUUAUUUCGGCUGUUUUAUGGUCGCAGUUGGACUAUACGUAUCAGUUGGUUUACCACUCGCAUGGCUUCCUAACAACUGUCCAAGAUACGGAAAGCGUACCGCAGCUAGCAGUUUUCAGCUUACCGUCGGUAAUGCUAGUGGAAUCAUGGUGCCCUUUGUCAGCCCCCCCUAUCCCGGCCAGUUGACCCUGCACUCAUUCUGUGAAUACCGGUAGAUCUACUUAUCAAAAGACAGUCCCCGAUACAUCACCGGUCAUGCCGUGUCACUCUGUAUGGUUGCAUGGGCCGCUCUGGUUUGGGGUUUCCUGUGGGUGAGUAGAUGUCGCAACCCUAGUUCCACCAGCUAAAGGCAAAAUUGACAAUCGUGUAGUGGUGGUUGAGCAGGGCCAACGCCUGUCGCGACCGGGGAGAGGAAGAUAGCAAGGUUUCCGGAAUGUCCGAACAGGAGAUCCUCGAAUUAGGUGAUGAAUCG